CCCCCAAAAGGAGGAACAGAAUCCAUGAUACAUGGUCCAUGAUACAUGAUUCACGAUUCCACGACUCACGAUACACCAUUCACAAUUUCACAGACACAAAUCGAGCAGAACGGUACAAAUCAGUUACUAAGCCCUCUUGUGUCCAUUGUUGACCCGCAAUCAAAUGUAUUCAAAUCAACAAACUUGAAAUCCAUCCAUCCACAAUCCCAAAUUUAUCCACUUCCCCACCGAAACAACCCUCCAACGAAAACGUAUUGCGAAAGAAGACCGCCAGGACCACACACCGUAGCACUCGACUCGAGCAGACCACCUCCCCCCAUCCACCUGCCACCUGCAGUUCAACCCGGUUACAUUUCACAUUGUCCAAUAUACAUUUUAUUCUUCCCCUUAAAGCGGAAAAGCGGGAUAUUUUUAAAACAACUUAUCACAAUUUAAUUCAUCGUCAAUCAUCUGGAUCAUUCAACUUUCAUGUCAUCUGGCGGUGUUGCCAUUCGUGUGGCUCAGUCUCAAUCUCAUGGACCUCUUUUGAGAACGAAUACAGCGCCUGUAUUCAACAAUAGAAGCGCCGAGGGCAACGGAUCCGGUUUGAGUCAAACAAUGAGCCAUAAUUCACGAUCGUCGCAGCUCACGGGCUCGACUGCCUUUACGACUUCCUCUACGACUUCAUUAAAUUCUUUAUCUACUUCUGCGACACUGGUUCCAGCCCCGCUGGCGAUGCCAGUACAGGGCGGAAAUGUAAUCGCGACAAACAAUAUCAUCAACCAAAGAGCCGACGCCUCGAGAUCAUUAUAUCAAAUAUGCGUCAAUUUACGACAGCGACUAGCACAAGUUCCUGGAUUCAACGGCCAUUUCGUUGAUUCAGACGAUGAAGAUGAAGCCGAGGAGGAUAUGGACCCGGUGUCCUCACUUUGGCGAUGUCUGCGAAAGGGAACUCCAUUAGUAACGCUCUACAAUACCCUACAACCAGCAGAGCCUCUGCCAUUACCCGACAACAAGAUGACCGAACCAAAGAAGUCUAAGAUGGCAGCGUUCAAGUUUGUUGAGGCUUGCAUGAAGGAUUUACAAAUCCCCCCGGGCGAUGUUUUUGCUCUAUCAGAUCUUUUUGGUGAUGACACGACUGGUUUCGUAAAGGUCACCCAAGUCAUCAAUAUCGUUCUUGAUGUGGCGGAACAGCGUGGCCUGCUUCUCACAUCCCAAGCCGAGGAUACCAACGAGUCUGCUACUGCGCCUGGCUCUAAGAUGAGUUAUAGGCAGCAUGUAGUCCGGGAAUUAGUCGACACGGAACGCAAAUACGUCCAAGAUUUGGAGAACCUGCACGAACUAAAGAAGACAAUCGAGCAAAAGGGUGUUAUUGCGGGCGACGUCGUACACGAUAUAUUUCUUAACAUCAAUGCGAUCCUCGACUUUCAACGCCGAUUUCUCAUCAAAAUUGAGACUACAAAUUCUCAACCAGUAGACAAACAAGAAUGGGGACUACCCUUCAGGAAUUAUGAGGAGGCAUUUGGCAUAUACCAACCAUUUAUUGCGAAUCAGCGAAAAGCUGCAACAAUAGCGAAGGAUAACUUUGACAAAAUUACCAUGGCAGAUCAUCCUGUCGUCGUGGAUUUCAAUACUUUGGAUGGAUUUCUUUUGAAACCCAUGCAACGUUUGGACCUCCGGGAUAAAACAAAUGCCAGCGAUGAGGCGAAAGAAGACCUUACUCUUGGUAUCGAAGCAUCUAAUCGUGUGCUUCAUCAGGCAAAUGCAGCAGUUGAUAGGGAACUCAGAGGUGAAGCUUUGUUGGAUCUCUGCGACCGUGUCGACGACUGGAAGAACCAUAGAGUCGAUCAUUUUGGUGACCUAAUUUUGCAUGGCCAUUUCCCUGUAGUUACUGGCAAGAGUGACGUUCAGAAAGAGGUGCAUUUCCCUCUUUCCCCCAGACAAAAUUCGGCAAAAACUUACGAACCUGAACAGUAUACUAUAUAUCUAUUUGAACGUAUUCUUCUAUGUUGCAAGGAAGUCAAUCCAAACAAGUCUAAAGAUAAACUCAUGGGAAAUCAAAAAGACAAGAAGGAUCGAAAGGAUAAGAACAAAAUUAAAGAAAAGGAUAAGAACGCUAAAUUGCAGCUCAAGGGUCGAAUUUUCAUGACUAACGUGACCGAUGUAGUAUCAUCUGCUAAGCCAGGUUCUUACACAGUUCAGAUAUACUGGAAGGGAGAUCCAGGAGUUGAGAAUUUCAUCAUUAGAUUUUCCAACGAAGAGACCAUGAAAAAGUGGUAUGAAGGCGUCGACAAACAAAAGAAAGAACAUGCCAGUAUUGGAUCGCAGACAAGCACUAGUCCCGAUGGAGCACUAAGGGAUUUUGAAUGGGAGCGUGAUCAAAUUGCAUCAAUGCCUAACCCUUACGCUCAACAAGAGAAUGAGGAUGAAGAGGAAGACUACACUGGUACCACUGCAUAUGGAUCCCCACCAAACUCUGGAAUGCCCCCAAAUUUUGGAAUGCCUCCAAACGCUAGCAUGGCUCGAAAUUCGUCUAAUAAUAGCCUGCGCUCAAGAUCCGCAACCGGAGAGAGUAACGCCCCAUCUUUAGCUGGUAUUGCACGAGCACUACCCCCGCGUUUUCCAGUCGGCAUAAAUAUAGCCCCACCUCUCAGUUUACAGACUCAAAUGUCUGGCUCGCUCCCAUCCCCUGGCCAAAGAUUGGGAGACUCGUACUUCUCGCCUAUUGGGGAGUCACCUGCACCCUCUGCACGAACCAGUACAUCUUCUACGAUGUUUCAAUUUCCUCAGAAUUCUCAAUUUCCUCGCCAGCCAACACCCCAAGGCCAGAGCCCUUGGGAGGAUAGCAAUCGUUACACCGCACCUGCCAUUGUUCGUGCACCAUCAAGAGAUAGCCACGGUUCAGUCAGCGGUCCCUCUUAUCAGAUGAAUGGUCGAACGCCACAGAGACCAUCACUUCCUGCCAUGGCUACAUCAUCACAGGCUGCGGCUGCGGCGGCACAACAGCGAAGUCGCUCAUACAGCACUCCUGACAUUAAUGCUCAGCAAGGUGUUCGUCGUCUACCGAAUGGAGCUCUGAGCACCCCGCAAGGACAGGUUCCCGCCGUUCCUGGCAUCCCUGCACAUCUACAUCCAGCUUACGAUGCUGGUGUUCCCAGAUCCCAAAACAACUCACCAAAUGGAUUGCCAGUAAGGACCAACACCCAAUCGCCUGGUGUUCAGAGAGAACGUCAACUGCACCAGCAGCACCCGUCGCAGUACGCUAAUGGAUUACAGUACUCCAAUGGUUCACAAAGCCUGGGCGUGUCACAGCCUAAUUAUACUCGCAGCAACACUACUCAAAUACCAACAACUGCGCUCGAUAGCCGGUUGCCACCAUCACUGAUGAGUGGUAAUGGCGGUGGAAUGUCACUCUCGCCAGAAGGUGACAUGCUAUUACCUACACAGCUCAAAGUCAAGGUCAAUUGUGACGGUAACUAUGUUACAUUAGUAGUGGCUUUCAACAUCACUUAUCAAUCUCUUACUGAUCGCAUUGAUGCUAAGGUUGGAAGAUUCUCAACCAACGCAAUUGCUCGAGGAACAAUGAGAUUACGAUAUCGUGACGAAGAUGGUGAUUUUGUUACUAUUGAAUCCGAUGAUGACAUUCAGAUUGCAUUUCAGGAAUGGAGCGAGGCUCAAAAGUCACAAUACCAAAACACGGGGCAACUUGGAGAAAUUGAGUUGUUUUGUUUAAGCAAUGACGGCGAGCGUUGAGGGCGAGCGUUGAGGGGAGUUUUGACAGUGGUGUGAUGACUCUUGCGGGAUGGAAGCACUGAUGGAUAUGAAUUUUCAUCGUUUAUUUGAUAUAUCAACAUUAACAUUCAUGGAUGGGAGGGUUAUGAUUACAACGUUGCGAUGAUGAUAAAGGAAGGCUCGGCGUGGGUAUAUGAAGUCAGUUUAUUGCUUGCACAAAGGUGUUAUUUGGCGCUGGCGUACUUUGCGAAUGGUGCCUAUGCAUUGGUGGAGGACGAUGGGAGAGGGCGCAUUUAUUGCCUUCACAGAGCAUAUAGCGAAAGAUUAGUUUAUGAAACAAGAGCCUCACAGCUAAGGGGAGAUAUACCAUGGUGCGGUGGGAAUGAAUUAGUAGGAUGACAUAGAAAUACCACAUCUUUG
Botrytis sinoallii is the source of this 4131-nucleotide messenger RNA. RefSeq lists its product as uncharacterized. Gene Ontology annotation, cellular component: mating projection tip; division septum; nucleus. Gene Ontology annotation, biological process: septin ring organization; establishment of cell polarity. The transcript has 4 exons. The record is from RefSeq and is a predicted model, not a curated record. NCBI's taxonomy places the organism in Eukaryota, Fungi, Ascomycota, Leotiomycetes, Helotiales, Sclerotiniaceae. Gene Ontology annotation, molecular function: guanyl-nucleotide exchange factor activity; protein binding. The coding region runs from base 469 to 3732 and encodes 1087 amino acids.